ACACAGGAUUGGGGGGCUUUCAUACACACACACACACACACACAUAAAUACACACGUACCCACACAGACUUACACACACGGGGCAAUCACACUCAGUCUCUUCCCCAGAGCCAAGUCAAGUCGUAUCUCUGUGUGUGUGUGUGUGUGUCUGGGGAGAGGGCUGUCAAUAUGGCAAUGUUGUGGGAGGGAGGUUCUCUGCCCUGCCUUGAAGGUUGAGCCUCCUGCCUCCUUGGCAUGGCCACUAUCCCUCCCUGGGAAAGGAUCACGGACCUCCCCGCCUGGCUUUGGAUGCAGAGGGAAGAUCAAGUCUCCUGCCCCCCCCCCCCCACCUCCUUCCUUGGCUCCCAUCUGAGCAGAAGGCGCCUUCCUCUGCCUCCUUCUCUCUCCUCCUCCUCCUCCUUCCCAGCCAGGAUGGAUGGGGGGCAGCUGCCUGCCAGUGUCGCCGUGGCAGAGGAGACCGAGCAGCCCACCCUCGCCCUCCAAACUCCCCUCCAGAAGCAUCCAGACAAACAGCCACCUCCCCUCCCCUUGGAGCAUCCUUCUGCCUUCUCUUGGUAAACAUCUGGCUCACCGCUUUGGAGUUGCUUCCAGACGCUGCUGCUGCUGCUGCUUCCUCCUCCCUAAAUCGAUCUCUCCCUCUUUUCUCUCCCUCUUUAUUUAUUUUGAAGUUGGGCACCUUCAAGCUGAGAGGCAUAGCUACUCUCUCUCCCUCCCUCCUUCAUUCUCUCGUUUUUUCUGUCUGUCAACAUCAGGAGAAGGUGACAUUUUGGCUGGCUCUGGGGAAAGAAACUAGAGUUCCUUGUCGUUGCCUUUUGAUUUCUUCCUUCCUGGAGAAGGAAGGGUGGGAAGUGGGCAGAGAGCUGCUGCAGAAGGGUUCAGAUCAUUCCUGGCAUGGCCCUAGCAGAAGAGAAAACCAACAAGCCAGAGGGACCAAAUCUAGCUAGGGACUGUCGGGAAGUACAAGCUGUGAUGUGAUGCCUCCUGCAGUCGUCUUCUUGCUGAGGAGGCAGCAAUCCAUUGUGGAACCCUUGCAACCCUGAGACGGAGCUAUAAACACAUUAUCAUGGACCUGAGGGAUUUUUACCUGUUGGCUGCUCUGAUCGCCUGCUUGAGGCUGGAUUCGGCUGUAGCUCAAGAACUUAUCUACACCAUCCGAGAGGAGCUGCCGGAAAAUGUCCCCAUUGGGAACAUACCAAAGGAUCUGAACAUUUCUCACAUCAAUGCUGCCACAGGAACCAGCGCUAGCCUUGUCUACAGACUGGUCUCCAAAGCAGGGGAUGCCCCUUUGGUGAAAGUCUCCAGCACCACAGGGGAGAUCUUCACCACCUCCAACAGAAUUGACCGAGAGAGACUCUGUGCAGGAGCUGCUUACGCUGAAGAAAACGAGUGCUUCUUUGAACUGGAGGUAGUGAUUCUUCCCAAUGACUUUUUCCGGCUGAUCAAGAUCAAAAUAAUUGUGAAGGAUACCAAUGACAAUGCCCCAAUGUUUCCAUCUCCUGUCAUCAACAUUUCCAUCCCCGAAAACACUCUGAUCAACAGCCGCUUUCCCAUCCCGUCGGCAACGGAUCCUGACACUGGCUUCAAUGGGGUUCAGCACUACGAACUUCUGAAUGGGCAGAGUGUUUUUGGACUGGAUAUUGUGGAAACACCCGAAGGUGAGAAGUGGCCACAACUGAUCGUGCAGCAGAACUUGGACCGGGAGCAGAAAGAUACCUAUGUCAUGAAAAUCAAAGUUGAAGAUGGAGGUACUCCACAGAAAUCCAGUACAGCCAUUCUCCAGGUCACAGUAAGUGAUGUCAAUGACAACAGACCCGUUUUUAAAGAGAACCAAGUGGAGGUUCACAUACCAGAGAAUGCCCCUAUAGGUACCUCUGUCAUUCAGCUUCAUGCCACAGAUGCAGAUAUAGGGAGCAAUGCAGAAAUCAGAUAUAUUUUUGGUGCCCAAGUUGCUCCUGGAACAAAAAGAUUCUUUGCUUUAAAUAACACCACUGGGCUGAUAACAGUUCAGAGGGCCUUAGACCGAGAAGAGACUGCUAUCCACAAGGUGACGGUGCUGGCCAGUGAUGGCAGUUCUACACCUGCCCGGGCAACUGUUACUAUCAAUGUGACUGAUGUGAAUGAUAACCCCCCUAAUAUAGACCUCAGGUACAUAAUAAGUCCCAUCAAUGGCACAGUGUAUCUAUCUGAGAAAGACCCUGUCAAUACCAAGAUUGCUCUCAUUACAGUCUCAGAUAAGGACACUGAUGUAAAUGGCAAAGUGAUCUGUUUCAUUGAGAGAGAGGUGCCAUUUCACUUGAAGGCAGUAUAUGACAACCAGUACUUGUUAGAGACCUCUUCCUUGUUGGAUUAUGAGGGCACCAAAGAAUUCAGCUUUAAAAUAGUGGCCUCUGAUUCUGGCAAGCCCAGUUUGAACCAGACUGCCCUGGUAAGGGUUAAGCUGGAGGAUGAGAACGACAACCCUCCAAUUUUCAGCCAGCCUGUAAUUGAGCUGUCAGUUUCUGAAAACAACCGUCGUGGUCUGUACUUAACCACUAUUAGUGCCACUGAUGAGGACAGUGGGAAAAAUGCAGACAUUGUUUAUCAGCUUGGCCCCAAUGCCUCCUUUUUUGAUUUGGAUCGAAAGACUGGGGUUUUGACAGCCUCUCGGGUCUUUGACCGCGAAGAACAGGAGCGGUUCAUUUUUACUGUUACAGCCCGAGACAACGGCACCCCUCCCCUGCAGAGUCAAGCUGCUGUGAUAGUUACGGUACUGGAUGAGAAUGAUAACAGCCCCAAAUUCACUCAUAACCACUUUCAGUUUUUUGUGUCAGAGAACCUACCAAAGUAUAGCACUGUAGGUGUGAUCACGGUGACUGAUGCCGAUGCAGGAGAGAAUAAAGCUGUGACUCUUUCCAUCCUGAAUGAUAAUGACAACUUCGUUCUUGAUCCUUACUCUGGAGUUAUAAAGUCCAAUGUUUCUUUUGAUCGUGAGCAACAGAGUUCCUACACCUUUGAUGUCAAGGCUGUUGAUGGGGGACAGCCACCCCGUUCGUCUACCGCCAAAGUCACCAUAAAUGUUAUGGAUGUUAAUGACAACAGUCCUGUAGUCAUCUACCCACCUUCCAAUACUUCUUUUAAGCUGGUACCUCUCUCUGCUAUCCCUGGCUCUGUAGUGGCUGAAGUGUUUGCUGUUGACAUUGACACAGGAAUGAAUGCUGAGCUUAAAUAUACAAUAGUGAGUGGAAACAACAAAGGUUUGUUCCGUAUUGAUCCAGUGACGGGUAACAUUACCCUGGAAGAAAAGCCUUCUCCUACUGAUGUGGGGCUGCAUCGAUUAGUGGUCAAUAUUAGUGACCUGGGUUAUCCUAAAUCCCUACACACCCUUGUCCUUGUCUUCUUGUAUGUCAAUGAUACAGCUGGAAAUGCCUCUUACAUUUAUGACCUGAUCCGCAGGACUAUGGAAACACCCUUGGACAGGAACAUUGGGGACAGCAGCCAGCCCUAUCAAAAUGAGGACUACCUUACUAUCAUGAUAGCGAUUGUGGCAGGUGCCAUGGUUGUCAUUGUGGUAAUAUUUGUCACCGUUCUGGUCCGCUGCCGCCACGCCUCCAGGUUCAAAGCAGCUCAGAGGAGCAAGCAAGGGGCUGAGUGGAUGUCUCCCAAUCAGGAGAACAAACAGAACAAGAAGAAGAAGCGGAAGAAAAGGAAGUCUCCCAAGAGUUCCCUGUUGAAUUUUGUUACCAUUGAGGAAUCCAAACCCGAGGAUGCAGUUCACGAACCUAUCAACGGGACCAUUAGCCUUCCAGCUGAGCUGGAGGAGCAAAGUAUAGGAAGAUUUGACUGGGGCAGUGCACCACCCACCACCUUUAAGCCUAACAGCCCUGAUCUUGCUAAGCAUUAUAAAUCUGCCUCUCCACAGUCUGCUUUCCAUCUUAAGCCUGACACUCCUGUCUCGGUGAAAAAGCAUCACGUUAUUCAGGAACUCCCCCUGGACAACACCUUUGUUGGGGGUUGUGAUACCCUUUCCAAACGCUCUUCCACUAGUUCAGAUCACUUCAGUGCCUCAGAGUGCAGUUCCCAAGGAGGCUUCAAGACAAAGGGCCCCUUGCACACCAGACAGGCACUGAAUUUUGGAGAUAUGCCGAAGUACUUGUGGGAGAUUUGGGUACCUGACAAACCAUGGGUGUCCCAGCGCCGUGUUACGUUUCACCUCCCUGAUGGUUCCCAGGAAAGCUGCAGUGACAGUGGUCUAGGAGAUCAUGAGCCUGUGGGUAGUGGAACCCUGAUCUCACACCCUCUCCCUCUGGUUCAGCCGCAGGACGAAUUCUACGAUCAGGCCUCACCAGACAAGAGGACCGAAGCUGAUGGCAACUCCGAUCCCAACUCUGAUGGACCUCUUGGGCCUCGAGGAUUAGCAGAAGCUACUGAGAUGUGUACUCAAGAAUGCCUUGUCCUGGGUCAUUCAGACAACUGUUGGAUGCCUCCCACUUUAAGUUCAUACCAGCAGCCAAAGUCUCCACUUUCCACCUUUGCACCUCAGAAGGAAUGGGUUAAGAAGGAUAAACUGGUAAAUGGACACACAUUGACAAGAACCUGGAAAGAAGACAGCAACAGAAACCAAUUCAGUGACCGAAAGCAGUUUGGCUCCGGUGAAGGCCAUUUCAACCCUGGCAAUCACAUGACUGAUAUUCCUUUGGCUAACUUGAAGUCCUAUAAGCAGGCAUCGGGAGCAGUGGAGAGUCCAAAGGAGAACCAGCUAUAAGGAAUGGCUUCUCUGGAACAGUGACUUUAGCCUAAUUAGAUUUGCUAAUACUGUGUGUGUGUGUGUGUGUCAGAGCUUUAUGUACUGAGUAGACCUCUAGAACUAUGCGUCACAUAGCAGAGAUAUGCAUAACUUUGUGGUAGCUCAAUGGAACUACAAUACAAAAACAAAAGCAUUUCUACUAGUUGUGUGGUUUUGUUAAAUAGACAUAAUCAAACUCUUACAGAGAAUUUCUCCAGUUUGCAAAUAUCUUACAUUUUCAAUUUAUUUGGGGUAAGGGGUGGGAGGUUUGUUUGCUUUCCUUUCUUCUUCUUCUACUUCUUCUUUUUUUACCCUGGACUGCUGCUGUGAACAGUAGAAGACACAUUUGAAGACAGAAAGAAAGAGAGUGAGUGAGCGAUUGAGUGAGUGAGUGAGUGGAUAGGUGAGUGAGAGUGUGAGAGAGAGAAAAAAGGAGAAGGUGAAUUGCAAUUCUUAGCAAGCAUAUCCGAUUAGAAAAUUGUGUUAUUGUUGGCAUUGAUCUUGUGCUGGGACUGCUAUACUUGAUAUGUUUAUUGAAACAAAACAACUAAAAUUACAAACAUUAAACCUACUGUGCUAUUAACAAUGUUAGUGGACACUUGUUAAGUCAAUCAGUGUUCAAGUACUUGUAAAUAGGAUCUAUUAUUAUUAAUAACUUUUGUGUAAUUAUAAUGUUCACUUUAAAAGGAUACUGUAGCAUAAUUCUGUGUUUCACAGUUGCUUUUUUUCUACUUUAUUUCAUUUGCUUCCUCUUGUUCUUUUUUUAAAAAUAAUGUUUCUUUUGGUGAUGGUGUUUCUGUGUUAGUAGUCUGUCUGACACACAAUGUUCCAAGGAACUCAAAACACUUGUGUUAAAAACUGAAUAAAAGGGCGGGAGGGGAAUCUAUUAUUUUACUAUUAUUCUAAUGAACAAACACUAUUUACCAAUUCUUAAAUAUACAUGCACAUGAGGCAAGGGCUUUUUUUAAAAAAGUUAUUUUGCUGUUCCGAUUUGUAAAGCAAAUGGGCAAAAAGAGGACAUCAACUGUGGCAGCAGCUGAAUGAGUGGCUUUUUUUAAAAAAAAAGUCUCUGUUGUCAGUUGCAACCACACUUUAGAGAAAUGUUAAUGAAAAUUAGGUGGAGCACAAUCCACUAUGAAAUUUUGCUGCCUGAGUCUCAUUGAUGUGGAGGGGCGAUGCUUUCAUUUCAGUGGAGUUCAUGCAAGCAAAUAUCCUGGUGCAUUGUACUCAGUACCAGUAUUGGAUGGUUGCUUUAUUUUAUAAUUGGGCCAGGUGUGUGUCUAUACCUAAGACAGUUUGUAUUGCUCAAAUGGCAGCGGUUGUGUUGAUCUCCAUCUGCAUUGAUGUUGUAGUAACACAAGUGUUUUUAGAUCAUAGCCACAAAAUAUUUAAUGUGUUGUGCCUUCAUUAUGUAACCAAGCAUUCUCCUGGUAGGCUAGUUGGGGGAAAUGAAAGGGUUCAAUCUCUAAUUCUUGCUGUUUAACUGUUUGUUAUCAUAGUUGGUCAAUACCUGGCAGGUACCAGUGUUGUGUCACUUAAGUCAAUUCAGGAAAGUGACACCUAAUGUUAAUAAGAUCUCAGUUGCACGUCUAACAAAUCCUAAUCCAAAUGUUUUUAGACAUUUUCUUUUCUUUUCUUAAGGCAUGACAGACGAUUUAAACAAAUAGCAUGCAACAUAGGGGAAAAAUCAAUCCUUUAAGGGAAAAUAAAGCAAAAAUUAUCUUAUGCCACAGUUAAACAUCAGUCUUAAAUACAACAAAGGAAGGUAGUUAAUAUCAAUGGUUAAUUUGUUCUUACCAAAAAGUAAAUAAAUAAAACUAAAACUAACUGAAGUUAUUUUGUAUAUAGCAGUUCACAUUUUCUUUCCUCCACACGAUACAAGCAUAAAAUGGGCUAGGGGUGCAUUGCUUCCUGCGGUACUUAUGUCAGUUUGUGAGGGGUGUUUGAUGACUUUGACCGAAUAAAUAUCUAAACAGUUAUCCUUGUUACUGCUUUGCCAGUUCAACGUUAUUUACAG
Molecule: messenger RNA, 6779 nt
Organism: Sceloporus undulatus (fence lizard)
Lineage: Eukaryota; Metazoa; Chordata; Lepidosauria; Squamata; Phrynosomatidae
Gene: PCDH9
Product: protocadherin 9
Exons: 5
Coding region: 1064-4741 (1225 amino acids)
Biological process (GO): homophilic cell-cell adhesion
Cellular component (GO): plasma membrane
Molecular function (GO): calcium ion binding
Source: RefSeq, a predicted model, not a curated record